AUGGCCAAGGAAUGUGAAGGGAGACGAUGGGCAUGGAGGGGGAGGGAGGGGACGGGAGGGGCGAGGAGGGGCAGAGGCGGCAGGGAGAGGCAGAGAGAGGCAGAGAGGCAGAGAGAGGCAGAGAGAGGCAGAGAGAGGCAGAGAGAGGCAGAGAGAGGCAGAGAGAGGCAGAGAGAGGCAGAGAGAGGCAGAGAGAGGCAGAGAGAGGCAGAGAGAGGCAGAGAGAGGCAGAGAGAGGCAGAGAGAGGCAGAGAGAGGCAGAGAGAGGCAGAGAGAGGCAGAGAGAGGCAGAGAGAGGCAGAGAGAGGCAGAGAGAGGCAGAGAGAGGCAGAGAGAGGCAGAGAGAGGCAGAGAGAGGCAGAGAGAGGCAGAGAGAGGCAGAGAGAGGCAGAGAGAGGCAGAGAGAGGCAGAGAGAGGCAGAGAGAGGCAGAGAGAGGCAGAGAGAGGCAGAGAGAGGCAGAGAGAGGCAGAGAGAGGCAGAGAGAGGCAGAGAGAGGCAGAGAGAGGCAGAGAGAGGCAGAGAGAGGCAGAGAGAGGCAGAGAGAGGCAGAGAGAGGCAGAGAGAGGCAGAGAGAGGCAGAGAGAGGCAGAGAGAGGCAGAGAGAGGCAGAGAGAGGCAGAGAGAGGCAGAGAGAGGCAGAGAGAAGAGAGGCAGAGAGAGGCAGAGAGAGGCAGAGAGAGGCAGAGAGAGGCAGAGAGAGGCAGAGAGAGGCAGAGAGAGGCAGAGAGAGGCAGAGAGAGGCAGAGAGAGGCAGAGAGAGGCAGAGAGAGGCAGAGAGAGGCAGAGAGAGGCAGAGAGAGGCAGAGAGAGGCAGAGAGAGGCAGAGAGAGGCAGAGAGAGGCAGAGAGAGGCAGAGAGAGGCAGAGAGAGGCAGAGAGAGGCAGAGAGAGGCAGAGAGAGGCAGAGAGAGGCAGAGAGAGGCAGAGAGAGGCAGAGAGAGGCAGAGAGAGGCAGAGAGAGGCAGAGAGAGGCAGAGAGAGGCAGAGAGAGGCAGAGAGAGGCAGAGAGAGGCAGAGAGAGGCAGAGAGAGGCAGAGAGAGGCAGAGAGAGGCAGAGAGAGGCAGAGAGAGGCAGAGAGAGGCAGAGAGAGGCAGAGAGAGGCAGAGAGAGGCAGAGAGAGGCAGAGAGAGGCAGAGAGAGGCAGAGAGAGGCAGAGAGAGGCAGAGAGAGGCAGAGAGAGGCAGAGAGAGGCAGAGAGAGGCAGAGAGAGGCAGAGAGAGGCAGAGAGAGGCAGAGAGAGGCAGAGAGAGGCAGAGAGAGGCAGAGAGAGGCAGAGAGAGGCAGAGAGAGGCAGAGAGAGGCAGAGAGAGGCAGAGAGAGGCAGAGAGAGGCAGAGAGAGGCAGAGAGAGGCAGAGAGAGGCAGAGAGAGGCAGAGAGAGGCAGAGAGAGGCAGAGAGAGGCAGAGAGAGGCAGAGAGGCAGAGAGAGGCCGAGAGAGGCAGAGAGAGGCAGAGAGAGGCAGAGAGAGGCAGAGAGGCAGAGAGAGGCAGAGAGAGGCAGAGAGAGGCAGAGAGAGGCAGAGAGGCAGAGAGAGGCAGCAGGCUCACAACGCCGGAGACGUCGUCGAAGAGGCUCCGCCAGCCCAUACCCCAUCCGCUGCGGUGGCCGCCGCGCAUCGCUGUGCACCAGAAACGUGCCCGCCUGCCAUUAG
Closterium sp. NIES-65 is the source of this 1653-nucleotide messenger RNA. The record is from the annotation of a GenBank genome assembly. NCBI's taxonomy places the organism in Eukaryota, Viridiplantae, Streptophyta, Zygnematophyceae, Desmidiales, Closteriaceae.